UAUUUGUUUGCCUUAUCUAAUUUAAAUAAACUUAAUAGAGUGUUUUAGUAAAAACUAUUUCUUGAACUUUGACGUUUGUUUUAUUUCGUUUAGUCAUUUUGCAAUAAAGUAUCUUUUCAAUCUGUGAUAAGGUUAAAAUUAUAGUGAUGACAGAUAUGUACUCAUUUUCGCUUAUGAAAUUCUCGCUUAAAGUGCAAUUACACAUUGAAGUUAUAUAAGAUAUCAAUAAUAUAUCAAUCUCAAAACGAGAAUUUUUCUUGCAUUAUUGUGUUCUGUCUCAAAUAUCUGUUUGAAAUAUAUUUGGAUUGGUGAAAAAAAUUCUACUUUUUUCUCUCAUAUUACAAUAUCUGAAAUAAUGUCUGAAAAAAUCAUAUUAGUCACUGGAGGCACUGGUCUCGUGGGAAGAGCUAUUGAACAGGUUACAAAAUCUAAUGCUAUGCCUGGAGAAACUUGGAUAUUUUUAUCAUCGAAAGCUGGAAAUCUAGUUGAUGCUGCAGAAACGGACUUAAUAUUCCAGAAAUACAAACCAACUCAUGUAGUACACUUAGCAGCAAUGGUUGGAGGAUUAUUUCGAAAUCUGAAAUUCAAUUUAGACUUUCUGAGGAAUAAUAUACAUAUAAAUGACAAUGUACUAAACAGCAGUUUUCACCAUGGAGUAAAAAAAGUUGUUUCUUGUUUAUCAACAUGCAUAUUUCCAGAUAAAACUACUUACCCGAUUGAUGAAACAAUGAUUCACAAUGGACCACCUCAUAGUUCCAAUUUUGGCUAUUCAUAUGCAAAGCGGUUAAUUGAUGUCCAAAAUCAUGCUUAUCAUACUCAACAUGGAUGUAAUUUUACUGCUGUAAUUCCCACUAAUGUUUUUGGACCGUAUGAUAAUUUUAAUUUAGAAGAUGGCCAUGUGCUUCCUGGACUUAUUCACAAAACCUAUGAGGCACAAAAAAAUGGAGCGCCUCUGGUCAUUUGGGGAUCUGGAAAACCUCUUAGACAAUUUAUUUAUUCAUUAGAUCUGGCAAAACUUAUUAUUUGGGUACUGCGAGAGUAUGAUGAAAUCGAUCCAAUUAUUUUAUCAGUUGAUGAAGAACAAGAAGUUAGUAUCAAAGAUGCUGCAUUGGCCGUAACUGAAGCUUUCAACUUCAAAGGCGAAGUUGUUUUUGAUACGACUAAAUCUGAUGGCCAACAUAAGAAAACAGCAAGCAAUGCAAAACUUCGUAAAUAUAAACCAGACUUUGUAUUCACGCCUUUUAAAGAAGCUGUAAAAGACACUGUGGACUGGUUUACAAAGAAUCAUGACAUAGCUAGAAAAUAGAACUUAGAGAAAUUACAGAGACUGGACUUAAUCUCAUCAAUAUAUUGAUGCUCUCAUCUAUGAAUGGAAUUAUUAUUAUGAAUGGAAUCUAUUAUUUCCAUAUAUUAUUUUGCAUUUAUAAGUUAAAUUAACUAUGUAAUAAUUAUAAAUAUUUUUGAUAAUGAAUUAAACUGAAAAGUAAAAAGCAUUUCUUAUGAAGUAGAUAUUUUUAAUAAUAAAAAAUUAUUUCGUUAAUGAAUGUGUGAUAAUGUAACAGUUAAAAAUAAAAAUUAAUAAUUACCUUCCUUAAUACUGAUACCAAUAAUAUCAAAACCUUUUCAAUAUGAAAAAACAAUAAUUUUUCUUUUCAUCUUCUAUUUUUGUUUUUUUGUUUUUUUUUUGUAAGCAAAUUUUUAAAGUCAAAACAUACAUUUUUAUAUAAUCUUAAAAACUUGUAAAAGGAAGAAAGAAAAAAAAACUAAACUAAUCUUAACACGUAGAAAAAUUUCAAAAAUACUAGUAAAGGAUUGUUUUAAACACCCAAUUUUUAAAAACUUAAUUUUGAAGUACUAUUAUUUUAAAACUAAGUUAUCUAGCAAGACAGGAGGCUUUUCUAAACAUCACUUUUUAAUUACUUUCGGAUCAACUGUAAAUAAUGUGUAUCAGUGCCUUUUUCAGAAAGAUUGAAAAUAAUCUUGCAGAAAAUAAUUUCUCCCAAGAUAAAAUGCAUUGUUUCAUUUAGAUACAUUAACUUAAUUGAGCCACUAUUAAAUGCCAUUUUUAUAGAUUGUUUAUUUUUUUAAAAAGAAAAUAAAUGCUUUUAAAAAAAAUGAAAAAA
Parasteatoda tepidariorum (common house spider) is the source of this 2123-nucleotide messenger RNA. It is a transcript of the gene Gmer, whose product is annotated as GDP-L-fucose synthase-like protein. Gene Ontology annotation, molecular function: GDP-L-fucose synthase activity. NCBI's taxonomy places the organism in Eukaryota, Metazoa, Arthropoda, Arachnida, Araneae, Theridiidae. Gene Ontology annotation, biological process: nucleotide-sugar biosynthetic process. The record is from RefSeq and is a predicted model, not a curated record.